AUGGAGAUGUUGCGGCGGAACCUGAAGCGGCAGGCGUCGCGCUCGCUCUCCGCCUUCGCCGGCGCCGCCUCCCCGCGCGCCGCCGACCAGGAGAACCUCCACCCCAACCUCGCCUCCUCGCCGCCGGCGUCGCCCGCCAAGGGCGCCUCCUCGCCACGCCCGAAGCAGCCAGCGGCUGCGGCUCCGCCGGCUGCCACCGCCGAGGACGAUCACUCCACGGCCGCUACCACCGCGCCAGCCGACGACGAGCCCUCCGUCAAGGUGAUGGUGAGGGUGCGCCCGACGGUGAGCCGGCCGGUGGACGGCAAGGAUCUGUGGUUCGUCCGCAAGACCGCCCCAGACUCAGUCUCUGUCGGCGACCGGUCCUUCCUAGUGGAUGGCGUCCUCGACGACAGGGCUUCUCAGGCCGAUGCGUUCGAUCUGGUAGGAUCGCCCAUGAUCGAGAACGCUCUUGCUGGAUUCAACACAUCCCUCGUCUGCUAUGGCCAGAGUGGCACCGGGAAGACAUACACCAUGUGGGGCCCUCUCGGCGCCAUGGUUGACAGUGGCUCUGACCACGCUGACCGGGGCAUCGUUCCUCGGGUUUUCCAGAACCUGUUCUCUCGAAUCCAAAGAAUGCGAGAGAGUUCGCCUGAGAAGCAGACGAGCUACCAAUGCCGUUGCUGGUUCCUCGAGGUACAUAACGAGCAGAUCAAUGGUCUGUUGGAACCAUCUCAGCGUGACCUGCAGAUAAAAGAGAAUGCUGGCAAUGGUAUCCAUGUUGAGAACUUGACUGAUGAGUACGUGUCAACAGUAGAGGAUAUCAAUCAGAUCUUGAUGAAGGGACUGUCAAACAGAAAAGUUGGCACCACCAGUAUGAACUUGAAAAGUUCCCGCUCUCAUGUGAUAUUCACCUGCAUUAUUGAAGCAUGGAGCAAGGGUUCAUCAAAUGGGUUUAGCAGUUCAAGAACUAGCAGAAUUACCUUUGUUGACCUUGCUGGUCCUGACACUGAUGAACUUGAUGGUGCAGCAAAGCAUUCCACAAAGGAGGAAAGACAUCUUAAGAAGUCUCUUUCAAGGCUUGGGUAUGUAAAUCUGUAA
Molecule: messenger RNA, 1080 nt
Organism: Miscanthus lutarioriparius
Lineage: Eukaryota; Viridiplantae; Streptophyta; Magnoliopsida; Poales; Poaceae
Source: the annotation of a GenBank genome assembly